Messenger RNA from Mus musculus (house mouse), 5758 nucleotides. RefSeq names its product RAD54 like (S. cerevisiae) (gene Rad54l). The transcript has 18 exons. Bases 615 to 2858 code for a protein of 747 amino acids. Gene Ontology annotation, cellular component: nucleus; nucleoplasm; protein-containing complex. NCBI's taxonomy places the organism in Eukaryota, Metazoa, Chordata, Mammalia, Rodentia, Muridae. Gene Ontology annotation, molecular function: ATP-dependent DNA/DNA annealing activity; ATP binding; ATP-dependent activity, acting on DNA. Gene Ontology annotation, biological process: double-strand break repair via homologous recombination; response to ionizing radiation; determination of adult lifespan. The record is from RefSeq and is marked validated.
AACGCGCGCUUUGGGAAGAGGAAGAAUAAGGGGAAAGAUACCGGAGUCGCUCUUUGCCUCUCUUCAGCUUCUAAGAUUCUCCUCCUCCCAACCUGGAUUUUUAACUGGUCCUUCCUGGGUUCCUGUUUAACUUCCCACAAGGCGUUCCUAGGUCUCUGCUUGCCUUCCUCACACUGAGGUUUGAUGUCGGUCCAGCUCUGGUAAAUUCUAUCCCUCUCCUAAGAAUUCAGGCGUCUCGCCUUCGUACUUAAGACUGUACUUUUUCGUAGGUGUUACUCUCAGGGAAGCAGCCCAGCUAGGGACGUUAUUCCAACUCCACUUUGCUCAUCUGCAACUUCAAUCUGUCUUCUUUCCCAUCCUAGAUUUAGACCCAGCUCCGCUUGGACUUGGCUUUGGAUAUUUUGACCUUGAGGAACUUGGGGACCGACAUUCCUGGUUUGGACCCAAGCCUCAUCCUCUGAUUGCAUCCCCUCCCCUCAUACCGACUCUUAAGACAAUAUUUUCAAUGAUAUAGCAACUUCCUUUUAUAGCAUCCCCUGGUCCUGCAUUCUCUGUUGCUGAGUGCUUUUAACUUCGCUGAUGGGCACUUGACAUUUGAUGCUUCUGGGGCCAGGAUGAGGAGGAGCUUAGCUCCCAGCCAGUUGGCUAGGAGGAAACCAGAAGACAGAUCAUCAGAUGAUGAAGACUGGCAGCCUGGGACAGUAACUCCUAAGAAACGCAAGUCCAGCAGUGAGACCCAGGUCCAGGAGUGUUUCCUGUCUCCUUUUCGGAAGCCCUUGACUCAGCUACUCAACCGGCCACCUUGUCUGGAUAGCAGUCAACAUGAAGCAUUUAUUCGAAGUAUUUUGUCAAAGCCUUUCAAGGUCCCCAUCCCAAAUUAUCAAGGUCCCCUGGGCUCUCGUGCAUUGGGCCUGAAAAGGGCUGGAGUUCGUCGUGCCCUUCAUGACCCUCUGGAAGAAGGUGCCUUGGUUCUCUAUGAGCCUCCCCCACUCAGCGCCCAUGACCAACUGAAGCUUGACAAGGAAAAACUCCCUGUUCACGUGGUUGUUGAUCCUAUUCUCAGUAAGGUAUUGCGGCCUCAUCAGAGAGAGGGAGUGAAGUUCCUAUGGGAGUGUGUCACCAGUCGUCGAAUUCCUGGAAGCCAUGGCUGCAUCAUGGCUGAUGAGAUGGGCCUGGGGAAGACACUGCAGUGCAUCACAUUGAUGUGGACACUUUUACGCCAGAGCCCAGAAUGCAAGCCAGAAAUCGAGAAGGCAGUGGUGGUGUCACCUUCUAGCCUGGUGAAGAACUGGUACAAUGAGGUUGAGAAAUGGCUUGGAGGGAGGAUUCAACCUCUGGCCAUCGAUGGAGGCUCGAAGGACGAGAUAGACCGAAAACUGGAAGGAUUCAUGAACCAGCGUGGAGCUAGAGUGCCUUCCCCCAUCCUCAUCAUUUCCUAUGAGACUUUCCGCCUGCAUGUUGGAGUUCUUAAAAAAGGAAAUGUUGGACUGGUCAUAUGUGACGAGGGCCACAGGCUAAAGAACUCUGAGAAUCAGACUUACCAGGCUCUGGACAGCUUGAAUACCAGCCGGCGGGUGCUAAUCUCCGGGACCCCCAUCCAAAAUGAUUUGCUGGAGUAUUUCAGCUUGGUGCACUUUGUAAAUUCUGGCAUUUUGGGAACUGCCCAUGAAUUCAAGAAGCAUUUUGAGUUGCCAAUUUUGAAGAGUCGAGAUGCAGCUGCCAGUGAGGCAGACAGGCAGCGUGGGGAGGAGCGUCUGCGGGAGCUCAUCGGUAUUGUGAACAGGUGCCUGAUACGGAGAACAUCUGAUAUCCUCUCUAAGUAUCUGCCCGUGAAGAUUGAGCAGGUGGUUUGUUGUAGGCUGACACCCCUUCAAACUGAGCUAUACAAGAGAUUUCUGAGACAGGCUAAGCCUGAAGAAGAAUUGCGUGAGGGCAAGAUGAGUGUGUCUUCCCUGUCUUCUAUCACCUCUCUAAAGAAGCUGUGUAAUCAUCCAGCUCUAAUCUAUGACAAGUGUGUGGCAGAGGAGGAUGGCUUUGAGGGCACUUUGGGUAUCUUCCCACCUGGUUAUAACUCUAAAGCUGUAGAGCCACAGUUGUCAGGUAAGAUGCUGGUCCUUGAUUACAUUCUGGCCGUGACUCGAAGCCGUAGCAGUGACAAAGUCGUGCUGGUGUCUAAUUAUACUCAGACAUUGGAUCUCUUUGAAAAGCUGUGCCGGGUUCGAAGGUACUUGUAUGUUCGCCUGGAUGGCACGAUGUCCAUUAAGAAGCGAGCCAAGGUUGUGGAGCGCUUCAAUAGCCCAUCGAGCCCUGAUUUUGUUUUCAUGCUGAGCAGCAAAGCCGGGGGCUGUGGUCUUAACCUCAUUGGUGCUAACCGACUGGUCAUGUUUGAUCCUGACUGGAAUCCAGCCAAUGAUGAACAAGCUAUGGCCCGAGUCUGGCGUGAUGGUCAAAAGAAGAUCUGCUAUAUCUACCGACUGCUAUCUGCAGGAACAAUUGAGGAGAAGAUCUUUCAGCGGCAGAGCCACAAGAAGGCUCUGAGCAGCUGUGUGGUGGACGAGGAGCAGGAUGUGGAGCGCCACUUUUCUCUUGGUGAGCUUAAAGAGCUGUUUACUCUGGAUGAAGCAAGCCUCAGUGACACACAUGACAGAUUGCAUUGCCGCCGUUGUGUAAACAACCGUCAGGUCUGGCCACCCCCUGAUGGUUCUGACUGCACUUCAGACCUGGCUCAGUGGAACCACAGCACAGAUAAACGAGGGCUCCAGGAUGAGGUACUCCAGGCUGCCUGGGAUGCUUCAUCUACAGCCAUCACCUUCGUCUUCCACCAGCGUUCUCAUGAGGAGCAGCGCGGUCUUCACUGAUAAUCAGCUGGUCUGGAUGUAGUUGUUUGGGAAAGGAUACAGGGAAAGGGGGUUCUCUGCCUCAUGAGGCUCUGCUCAGUUUUAUUCUCUGGGAGAAAAUCAUCAAGAAGGGCUGCAUGAUGUUUGCCCAAAAUUUAUUUUAUAAGAAAAACUUUUUUGGUUUAAAAAAAAAAAAGAAAAAGAAAGGAAUAAAGGCAUGAAAGGGACUGAGGCCUGGGAACACAUUGGUAAGCCCAGGAGGGAAGAGGCCUGGUGUUAGGCAUUCCUAUACUUCUCUAAAGCCUGGGUGCCUGCUUGAGGAAUGAAGCAGGAAACCCCAGAGCAGGGGUAGGGGGUGUUUUCCUCAGUGACGAUAGAGACCCGUAACCUCCUGGCCUGGGGUUCCCAGAGUACUGAGUAAGUGGCCCAAAGCCUCUGAACUCAGCGGUGGGAAUGCCUUUGCUGGGCCUCAUCAAGGCCUCCAGGACCUCAGUGCAAGGGAAGAUGAAAAGGAAACAGAAAUAGACAAAGUGGCAGAAAGAGGAUGACAGAAUCAGUGGUUGGGGAUUCUGGGCAGCCCACGGCUCAGUCCCUGCAAGCUGAUGGUACUGAGGAUGGGCCUGUGAGGUAUGGGCCCCAUCACAUGGUGCUGACAUAAUCUGCAAAGGCCUGGGUUGAGUCCCAUGAGUCGCUAACCACGUGGCAGGUAGCCCGGAGUCGCCGGAUUGCUUCUCUUGCUGUGACUGCAUCCUGGUCCAGCCAGUUCUGGAAGAGGCGUAGGUGACCAAAGGCUCCUCGGCCCCAGCGCUCCAGUCGUUUGGCAAACUCCAAAAGCCCAUCUGGCUUGAUGCAGUUGGAACUGGUAGGGAUGCCAUGAAUUAGAUAUCCAGGAAGCAACUAGGCUUUUGUCUACAUUGAUAUCCUUUUCUUCCCCCAUCCCUUGUCUCCUAACCCCUAGCAUACCUGAUGUCCAGCUGACAGAGAGAAGAGGAAGAAUCCUCUGAGAAAACAUCUGCUAGGGCUAAUAGGCCAGCGUUCCCUGGCGAGGGAGAGAGGAACACUCAUUAACUCUACUCACAAACAAGGAAACAAGGGUAUCCUAUCCCAGCUCCAACCUGGGAGAACCCUAGUCCUAGCAGUUCUGAAUACCCAGUACUCAAAUACCUAUAUUACAACCUGGUCAGUACCUUUACCCCAAAAGUUUCUAGUUCCUAGUUCCUUCUUUCCCUCCCUUCUCCCUUCCUCCUCUCCAGGGUAUGGUCCCUACCCAGGCGGUUCCCUGGUAGUCGAAGGCCCUUCAGUGUAGAGUUGCCCUUCAUAGCAGCAACCAUCUCAGGAAGAAAUUGGACUGGGCGCUUCUCAAACAGACGGCAGAAGGAGAAGGUAAUCUCUGUCAAGAGAAAGUAGAAUAUUCAGAUGACUGAAGCAGGGGUGGUGCUGUCCUCCUGUCCUAGGUUGGCCUAGCAAGGUACUGUGAACAUUUAUACAGAUCUGAAAAGGAUAAUCUAUAUAGAUCCGAGCAAUAUUGGAACUCAAUUCAAAUAGGACAUUGAGCCUGUUUGAGGAACAUCUCUGAGGAUAAAUUUUUUAUCCACUUCCCGCUCUCUAUAUAUAGUCACUGAUGCUUUUGCAGGGGGGGAGACUAGUCACAGUGAGUGUCUGACUAGUCACACCCACACACAGUAGCAUGUUUAUUUCUCCCCACUAUCUUUUUUUUUUUUUAAAUUGAAACCACCAAGGUGCUACCACCAUUUCUGACAGCCCCUUAAAACAAAACAAAACUGGGUGAUGUACUAAAACUUGGGAUAUUAGAAGGAAGGUCAUGUAGGUUCCAUAUCCUUUAUAGUCAAGGAAGAUAGAGACCUGGGAAAACAGUGGUUUGCAGACUGAGAUCAUGACAAAGCUACAGUAAGGACACAGGAAUGCGCAGGCUCUGGGUUAGGAACUUACCUUGAAGGGUCAGAUUCUUUAGCAAAAAAAGCACUUCACUCUGACAGUCUGCAAGAUUCAUAUCAUGGAAGCUCAGCCUCUUCAGGGAUAGGUUGUGUUCUGGAUAGGAGACACACACCAUGGGUGGUGGGGCUUAAUUUUCCCAGGGAACAAUGUUAGGUCCCUACCUACCCACUUUCACCAUUCCUACCUUUGAGUGUUUGCAACACAAGCCCAAAAUCUUGAGGCGAGGCAAAGGUGGCACUGUCCAGUGACAGCUGCUGUAGAGAACCUGAGGCCUUGAGGACAGAGCAGAGCAGUGGGGCUGGCUGGGCUCCUCGUGGAAAUCCCAUUUCCAACUGCUCGAGGCAGUUUUCUGUAUGAGAGGAAGAGGACAUUCCACUUAGUUUUCUCUACUUCACUUAAAAAUACAUAUGUUUUAGGUGUGGGAACACACACCCUUUAGUUCCAGAACUCAGGAGGCAGAGGCAGGUGAUCUGUUUGAGUUCAAGGCUGGCCUGGUCUACAAAGUAAAUUCCAAGAAAGCCAGGGUUACACAGAGAAACCCUGUCUCCAAAAAAAUAAAAAACAAACCAUGUAUUUGAUGUGUGGGCAUGUGUUGUAUGGGCAUGUGAUGUGUGGGCAUGUGAUGUGUGGGCAUGUGUUGUAUGGGCAUGUGAUGUGUGGGCAUGUGUGUACCACAGUGACCAUGUGGGGUUCAGAGAACAACUUGCAAGAGUCAGUUCUACAAUGUGCAUUCUGAGGGUACUUCAGGUCUGGUGAUAAGUGCCUUUUCUUGCUAAGUUAUCUUACUGGCCUCUACUUCUACAUGUAGUAGGUUCACUAGGAAAAUGGUUUAUUAUCUUAUCCUGCUCCUGCUAUGUGUCAAACAUUAUAUGUAAAUCCUAGAAAUGGACCACUAAACAUAAAAUCUUGUCUUUGCAUUCAGAGAUAAGACAAAGCAAAUAAAGAAUAUGCAGGGCUUGGGUGGA